Hippocampus zosterae (dwarf seahorse) is the source of this 1918-nucleotide messenger RNA. It is a transcript of the gene ccdc92ba, whose product is annotated as coiled-coil domain containing 92Ba. Bases 525 to 1412 code for a protein of 295 amino acids. NCBI's taxonomy places the organism in Eukaryota, Metazoa, Chordata, Actinopteri, Syngnathiformes, Syngnathidae. The transcript has 5 exons. The record is from RefSeq and is a predicted model, not a curated record.
CCCCCCGCCCCCCCGCCCCUCGCCUUCCACCCAGUCAACCAGCUCCCUCCCCCACACAAGCAGCACUCAUCCAUCCCUAGUCGUUCGACGCCUCACAGCGGGGGUCGUGGGGGACGAGCCCAAAGGAUGUCGCGCACGUUGAUGGUGGGCGCUUUGGUGCUCGAUAGAAACGAAGGAGACGCCGAGUUGGAGUGGGAACCAUGUUCGGUUAUUAUGUGCAGCCACAAGUGAACACAUUCAUCACUUUGAGACUGCUUCACGUCAAUCGGAGCCGCAUAAUGGAUGCAGCCUGCAAGAUCGAUACUGGAGAGUUGCAUGUUUGUGUGCCUUGGGAGUCUAUUGUUUUAAAUGCUUUAUAUUAAAACCUAAGAACCUCACCGAGAACUUCUGUGGCCAUGACGUAUUUCAAAGAUGUGAUGAAGCUGCGCGGGGUUGCAUAAAAUUUAUCAACUUCCAAGCCGAGUUCCAACCUGGUCAGCCCCAUUUGGACUCCCGUCCGUCUUCCUGUGAGUGCAAACCCAGCCAUGGCCGAAGAGAGUGAUGUGACCCGGCAGUUGGAGAGCGUCGAGAGGAGCAUGAUGUUCCUCAGGCAGGAGCACCUCACUUUGCUUCACGGGCUCCACAUGGAGAUUCUUGCCCUGCAGAGGCGAUGCUCAGAGUUGACAAAUGAUCUGAAGGUGAAACCUCCGGGUCGAAGCCAAAUAGAAAUACAAGAGGAAGAGGAGCUCCUGGAGGCCCGCUGCAGGGGUGUCGAAGACCGUCUGUGUGAGCAGGAGUGCACUAUUGGAGAAAUUCGCAAGGAACUGCUCCACAAGGGCGCGUUGGUGGGAGCCCUUCGAGCCAAUCUGAAAGAAAAAGAGCGUCACUUCCUUGAAGAGCUCAAACGACGCAGCCACUGCUCCACCAUCUUAAACACCGAGCUUCAGAAACAAACCGAGGCAGCAGCGUACCUUUCCUUUCAGCUUCACGCUGCCAAGCAGAAGCUGCAUCACCAGCGGCUGCAGCAGAGGCAUGCACUCCUGACCAGAGCUUCCCAUCAGGGCCCCCCGCAAUAUGACAGCGAGCACAUCUCGCCCCAGCAGUCGCUGCCAGGAGCCUCCAACUCUUCUCCUGGGGUUAAACCGAAGCGCAAGAGCGCUAGAGCCUGCUCUCGAAUGGAGCGCGCCCGGGAAUGUGUUCCCAUUGAGAAAGUGACGGGUCCUGCGGAGCCUGCAGCCAUGCCAGACCCUGCCCUCUUCCUUCACCCCUGGAGGCUCCGAGUACGCACCAGGCAAACGGGAACACACAGAUCGCUUCCGCUCAGGGUUGAGGACGAAGUGGGUCAGCAAGGGCCUGUGGUCCCUCAAGAAGAUGCAGCCAGGCUGGUGUCUGCAACCACAGCGCCCCCUGGUGCUGAGGCACAGGCAGAUUAGCAAAUAUUUAUCUUUUUUUGCUUCUGUUAACACUUUUGUUAUGCCGCCCCUUGACCGAAUAACACUGGGUUAAUAACGAAUAACGUCGACCUGCGGUGGGCAAAGUAUGGCUCUGGGGCCACAUAUGGCCGACUAUGUUUUUUAAUCCAGCCCAACAAGCAUUUACCUUAUUAAAAUUGGUUAAUAAGAAUGUGUUUUUCCUUUUACAUUUUUUUAGUCAUUGAAUUAAAUAAUGGGUUAAUUCAUUUAUUUUAAAUGAUGAAAUAUGCGGCAGCACGGUGAUCGACUGGUUAAGACGUCUGCCUCACAGUGUGGAGGUGCAGGUUUCGAUUCCGGCUCUACUGCCCGAAGACAGAUGGGAUAGGCUCCUGCCCCUGCACGACCUUCGUGAGUAUAGGCGGAUUACAAAAUGGAUGGAUGAUGAAAUUUGCAACAUAUUUAAAGAAAAUAUUUUUAUUCAUUUUUCGAAACAUUCAGUUAAUAAAAUUGUAAUAUAUAUAUAUAAA